GCCAGGUCGGAUCAAACUGAGGUGCUGCUGCGACCAUGACGAUCAGUUGUUUCGCCACAAAAACUGCCCAGUCUAGACUUCACGCUAGUAACUGCUGCCGUUCAAUCCGCGGUAGGUUGCAAUUGAGAUAAAUACAAGGCCGAAUUACGCUCCAAAAAAAGAAAAAAAAAAAGGAGGUACGCAAUAUUUUCUUUGCUUUAAGCAAUAGUGAUUCAACAGAAACUUAAGGUAAACUCCCCGCCAUACCCCGCAUUCACGCGGGCAUCCAUCCCACUUGUCACUCUCAAAUCAACAACCACAAUUGAAAGAACGAAGAAAGGAAAAGGUGCUUAAUUCAUUCGAAGUCGCUUGCGUUCCCCCCAGCAAGACAACAAACAUAUUUGCUAGCAGAACGCAACCAAGGAAAGCAGCAAACGAACCGAACACCAAAGAUGGUCGGACGCGCCAACAAGCCGAAGGAGUUGGUUUCAACCCCCGGGCUUCCACCCCAGGCGACAGUGACCUUCUCCGAGGACAACUCGCGCGUCAGGGCUGAGCUGCCCACGGGUGAGAGCGUCGAAGUGCUCCUCUACGGCGCCACGGUGAUCAGCUGGAAGGAUGCCUCGGGUGACGAGAAGCUCUGGUUGAGCGACGCGGCCAAGCUGGACGGCAGCCGGGCCGUGAGAGGCGGCAUCCCUGUUGUCUUCCCUGUUUUCAGCACAGCCCCCGACCACCCGCAGACCAAGGACCUCCCGCAGCACGGGUUCGCGCGCACCUCGCGCUGGGAGUUCCUGGGCAAGUCGACGUCCGAGUCGUUGGUGGGCAAGGCCGCCAACGAGCCGACGGUGAAGCUCGACUUUGGCCUGAGCUCGGCCGCGCCGGGGCUCGACCCCAAGGCGUCCGCCCACUGGCCCUUCAAGUUCAACCUGAUCUACAGCGUGACUCUCAACCAGCGCAGCCUGACGACGAGCAUCGUGGCCGCCAAUGACGACAGCGCCCCAUUUGACUGCCAGGUCUUGAUGCACACGUACCUGCGCGUCAAGGACAUCACAAACGUAGAGAUCACCGGCCUCGCGUCGGCGCCCUACUUCGACAAGGUCGACUCGGCGAACCCGCACAAGACGCAGCCGGCCGAGCCGGCCGCCGCGACCAUCACGGGCGAGACGGACCGCGUGUACACGCCCGCCGGGGACGUGACGGUCGCCGAGGGCGGCGUGCCGCGGUACCGCGUCACGCGCGAGAACUUCGGCAACGUGGUCGUGUGGAACCCCUGGGCGGACAAGGCCCGGGCCAUCCCGGACUUCGAGCCCAAGCACGGCUUCCGGAACAUGCUGUGCGUCGAGCCCGGCGCCGUCGCCGGCUGGCAGUCCGUCGAGUCCGGCGAUGCCUUUGAGGGCGCGCAGACCAUCACCCUCUUGGAUUGACCGUUGCCCCGUUCUCCGGAGCGGGAGCGGGAGCGGGAGCGGGACCGAGACCGGGAGUGCGCAGGUGCUGUGCGGGGGAAAGAGGAGAGGAACAAGAGCGUUUUGUGAGUUGCGAAAGCGGGGUCCGCGACAGCUCUUCGGUUAAGCUUAGGGUGGCAAGGUGAUGGGUGUCACGGCAUGCCUGACCUUUUUUUUUUUUUUUUUUUUUGGUCUUUCUAUCUUCGAGGUUGGCCGCCGCGCACACGAACGCUGAGUGGGAUGUUGGAAAGACGGGGUGUUUUAUGACCGGACAAUGAGAUACAUGGUAUUCCGCGCUAUAUAUAUAUAUAUAUAUAUAUAUAUAUAUAUAUAUACAUAUAU
Messenger RNA from Thermothelomyces thermophilus ATCC 42464, 1763 nucleotides. RefSeq lists its product as uncharacterized. NCBI's taxonomy places the organism in Eukaryota, Fungi, Ascomycota, Sordariomycetes, Sordariales, Chaetomiaceae. Gene Ontology annotation, molecular function: carbohydrate binding; isomerase activity. The transcript has 4 exons. The record is from RefSeq and is a predicted model, not a curated record. Gene Ontology annotation, biological process: carbohydrate metabolic process. Bases 432 to 1403 code for a protein of 323 amino acids.